Molecule: messenger RNA, 3026 nt
Organism: Oryzias melastigma (Indian medaka)
Lineage: Eukaryota; Metazoa; Chordata; Actinopteri; Beloniformes; Adrianichthyidae
Gene: msh4
Product: mutS homolog 4
Exons: 20
Coding region: 197-2899 (900 amino acids)
Biological process (GO): reciprocal meiotic recombination; mismatch repair
Cellular component (GO): nucleus
Molecular function (GO): mismatched DNA binding; ATP-dependent DNA damage sensor activity; ATP binding
Source: RefSeq, a predicted model, not a curated record
GACAUGCGCAGUAGCUUCUACGGGAAAAACACCUCGCGCUCAAUCGGCGGUAGUUGCUAGCGUUUGCUAGUUGCUAGCUGUCCAGAGAAAUCUAUCUCGCGAAUUCCAUUUGUACUCUUUGGUGUUACUAUUUUCUUUUGUGUGAAAAUAGGUCUGGACAUGUUGGUUUGUUGUCAAACUUUUGCGAUAUUUUAACAUGUAUCAUAGCAGCACAGACGAGGUAAGCGGCGGGGACGUCUCUUUGGAGAAGAAUGGAGUCCAGGAAACGGCCACCUCCUACGUUCCUGCAUCACUUUCUUCAGCUUUGUCCCAGCAAAGUGUAAAUGACAGCAGCACCAGCCACAGGCUGUCUAUACCAAGACUAACCUCAGGUCAAAGCCUUAGCAGCUUUAGGGCUGGGAGGACAUGGUCAUCCAUGCUGGCACCAACUUCAGACAGUUCUUCCUUUCACAGCUAUGGAGGAACGCCGAGAGUCAGAAGAACGCCCGUGUCUGCUGGGCUUACAGGAAGUAGUUGCUCAUCUGGAUCCACAAACACUGAUGCCUCUGUGAUCGUAGCGGUGGUGGAAGGCCGUGGUUUGGCCAGGGGAGAGAUCGGUAUGGCCAGCCUUAACUUGAAAUGUCCAGAGCUGGUCCUUUCCCAGUUUGCAGACACAGGGACAUAUGCUAAGGUUAUUACCAAAAUUCAUAUUUUGGUGCCAGUGGAAAUACUGAUGCCAGACACAGUCAGCGAGAAGGGCAAAGGAACAAAGCUGUUCAAGCUCACCACGGAGAAUUUUCCAGGUGUACCUUUCACAGCAAUUCAAAGGAAAUAUUUUAAUGAGAAGAAAGGACUGGAAUACAUUCAGCAGCUGUGUGCUCCAGAAUACGGCACCGUUUUGAUGGAAGUUCAAGCCAAGUAUUAUUGCCUUGCAGCUGCUGCAGCUUUGCUGAAAUACUUAGAGUUCCUGCAGAAUUCUGUUUAUGCUAGCAAGUCUCUUAAAGUGACCUUUAAAGGGAGUGAACAGACUGCCAUGAUCGACUCUGCAUCUGCCUGCAAUUUAGAGCUGGUGGUCAAUAACAGAGAUCACAGGAGUGAACAUACCCUUUUAGGGGUACUCAACCAUACAAAAACACCUGGCGGUGCCAGAAGAUUGCGCUCUAAUAUCCUGGAGCCUCUUGUAAAUGUGGACACCAUUAACAUGCGAUUGGAUGCUGUGCAGGAGCUCCUGCAGGACGAGGAGCUUUUCUUUGGCCUAAAGAACGCCAUAUGCCAUUUUGUCGACGUUGACCGGCUGCUCUCAGUUCUUGUCCAGAUGCCGAAACAGGAAACGGUCCAAGCUGCUGAAGCCAAGAUUACACAUGUCAUUCAGCUGAAACACACCCUUGAACUGGUGCCACAGUUAAGGACUGUAUUUAAGAACUGCAACACACCUCUACUUCAAGCGUACAGCAGCACCCUGGAGGACAACAGAUUUGAUAUGAUCCUAGAGCAGAUCAAGACAGUCAUCAACCCCGACACCACGUACCUCAAAGGGAGCUUGAACAUGCGCACACAGAAGUGCUACGCGGUGCGGCCGAACAUCAACGAGUUCCUUGACAUCGCCCGCAGAGCUUACACAGAAAUAGUGGACGACAUUGCGGUGCUUGUGAACCAGAUGGCGGAAAAAUAUGGCUUGCCAAUGCGAACAAGCUUCAGCACAUCCAGAGGUUUCUUUAUCCAGCUGAAGCUUGAUGGGAGCGUCUUACCUAGGGACAAACUCCCUCCAGAGUGCAUCAAGGUAACCAAGCACAAGAACAAUUAUUGUUUCACCACCGCUGACCUGAUGAAGAUGAAUGGACGCUGUGAUGAAGCCCUGAGGGAAAUCUUUCACAUGUCAUAUGUAGUGAUAUGUCAGCUCCUCAGCACCAUCCAUGAGCACAUCCACUGCCUGUACAAACUCUCUGAUGCUGUAUCCAUGUUGGACAUGCUGCUGUCACUGGCUAACGCCUGCACCAUUUCAGACUACGUGCGUCCAGAGUUUACAGACACGCUGGCCAUAAAGCAAGGUCGUCAUCCAAUUCUGGAGCGAAUGGCUCGGCAGCAGCCCGUUUCCAACAAUGCCUACAUCUCAGAGGGAAGCAACUUUGUCAUCAUAACAGGACCCAACAUGAGCGGCAAAUCCACUUACCUGAAGCAGGUGGCAUUGUGCCAGAUCAUGGCACAGAUAGGCUCUUUUGUCCCUGCUGAGUAUGCCUCCUUCCGUCUGGCUGGUCAGAUCUUCACCAGAAUAGGUGUGGACGAUGAUUUUGAGACCAACUCUUCCAGCUUCAUGUUGGAAAUGAAGGAAAUCUCGUACAUAAUCCAUAAUGCAAGUGACAAGUCACUGAUCAUUAUUGAUGAGUUGGGGCGUGGCACCAGUGCCGAGGAGGGCAUUGGCAUCUGUCACUCAGUUUGUGAGUUCCUCCUUGGCCUCAAGGCCUUCACUCUGUUUGCCACACACUUUCUUGAGCUGUGUCAGCUGGAGUCUCUCUACCCAAACGUGGAGAACCAGCACAUGGAGGUUCAGCACAUGCGCAGUGGUGACACCGGUGUGGAGCAAGUGGUGUAUACGUACUUGCUAAAAAGAGGAUGCUCUGAAGAAAGGCUCUACGGUUUGAGAGCAGCAGAAAUGACAGCACUUCCUCCUAGUAUAAUCCAAGAGGCCAGGACGAUUGCUUCUAAAGUCAGCCAGCAGCUCAUGGCCAGACAUCAUGUAGAUCCAGAAAGCCAUCGACAGAGAGCAUUGUACCGCCUGGCCACUCGUCUCCUGCAGGCUGCCAGAAACUCCAGGCUUGACCCCGACAGUCUGCGAAUGUAUCUGAAGGGACUAAAGAAUCAGUUUGAGUCUGAGCUGCAGUCUGCAGGGCCCCCAGCGGCCCCUGGCAACCAGGACGAGUGACUGUACCAGCCUGGAGGAAGGAAAUAAAGGCUAAAAAUAUGAAUAUAUUUGUCAGCUUAUGUGCAGACUGUUUAUAUUAUAAAUAUUGAAUGUAUUUAAAUACCACUUAUAGUAAAUAGUUUGUCAG